AUGACGGCUACAAGGAACAACUUGUGGCCUGCUGCGAAGAACAUCCCGUCCAGCCUGCGGGUGGUCUUCAGCUGGGCCGAACGCUGCGACGUGGAGCUGGGCCGCGCCUGGCUGGCGCAAGGGGUGAAGAUGGCGGACCUGCUCAUCGCCACGGAAUACUUCCUCACCUUCGCCUCAUGUAACUUGGAACUGGCCAAGGGCAGCGACGGCCGCGUGUCGCACGCCAUGCGGCCGCUGGGCAAAGCGCAGGUCUUCAUCUUAGAUGAGAGUCUGAAGCCUCUGCCCGAUUCCCCUGAAGAGUUCACGGGACUCCUCGGUGUGGCAGGACCACAGGUGACACCGGGCUAUGUGGAACGCUUGGAUGGCCGCGCCUUAAUAGGGGCUGGUCCUUUGAGUGAAGACAUGUUCAAGGUCAUCAACGGCGAGUGGGUGGCUUGA
Messenger RNA from Cladocopium goreaui, 438 nucleotides. The record is from the annotation of a GenBank genome assembly. Lineage: Eukaryota; Dinophyceae; Suessiales; Symbiodiniaceae.